AUGCCAAGGUAAGAAGAGCUAAAUUUCAAAAUAUGUGGUAACAAUGACAGUAAUUAAAAGAACGGCUGAAUUACUGUUGUAAAUAAAGUGUGAGGGUUGCUUUGAGAAUACUAAAAGAAACGUGGUGUGAAUAGUAAUUGAGGUAACUCUUGUGAAUCAAAGGCAAUUGUAAACUUUGUGGACCGCGCACAGACGACCAAGAAUAGACUUCUUUGCCCUUGUGCCCUUAGGUCUUUCGAAGGAGUUGGCCGUCUUUGUUUUGUUCCUCACGCCCUCUCUCCCUCAGAAGUCAGCCCAAAACAAAGUUGGACUAACAAUAAGUGUAUUUCCUUGCGAAUAUAAGUGCAGCCGAAUAAGAUGUAAUUUCUAUGGCCUUAUUUCAUCAAAGUUCACCCCAUUUAAGCAAUCAGUUUAAACUGUUUCCGGUCAGAUUAGCCGAGUUCUACAACCUCAACAUCACUGACCACGACUACGAACUUGAUGAUACUGUACAGGGUGAGUUGUGUCAUAUUUUCAAUUUUUAAAUUCUGCAUACCGUGUAUAAUAUCUAAGAAUUAUGCGAGCUUAUAUGACUUUCUAACAUUUCCUUUGCCCUCAGGCGUUUCCCUUGCGGCCUUUCUCCCAAUCCUGGUCAUAUUCAUUGUCGCUAUUACAUUAUUUGUUUUCAUCAAAUGCAAGAAAUGGCGGAGGAAUCGUGAUAAUGUAAGCUUUCUAUUGUAAUCGUUAGCAACAAUAUAAAAUGCGAGUUUUCUACUUUUCUCGGGCCUAGUCGCAGAAACCUUGUAUGUGGGCCCGCUAGAGAAGGUCUGCGUGGUUUCUGACUAAAAACAAGCCGUCAAGCUUGUCUGAGGUAACAGACAGAGAUCGUGUCUAUUAGUCCAGACAAGAACUCGUCUGGUUCCAGGCAAAACUUUCUGCCUGAUCGUACAAAAUAAUCUUCCGAGACCAGAUAGAGCAGUAAACUCGGUGUGAAUGGUUAAAAACUAUGAAUCCGCCAUUAUUUAAAGACUGGGAUCAGACAAACUCACGCAGAUCUUGUGUAGCGGGUCCACAGACUAUAUAUCUGGGGUUCUGCGACAAGGUCCAAAAAAAAAGUAGAACUGUAUCAUCUUCUCCUUCAGUUCAAGAAGUUGAGGAAAGUGUAUGAUGCCCUGGAGAUAUUGGACCUGCUGCAUGAGAAUGGCAACCCGGACCCUCUGCUAGUAAGUAUCCCUUGAUAUUUCCCGCUAAAAUUCUCAAUUGUCAUCUUUAUUUCGAUUUUCAGCUCUCCCAAAUUGAUAAAGCGCUUGUUGGAGAGAACUAUGAAGCAGGGAGAGAUCUGGUGAACAGGGACAACAUGAUUAAGUACGAGUACAGUGUCCGCAGGCCAUCAACAUUACCCAUCUUGAAUAAAUCGGUGGGCACAUAG
This is a messenger RNA of Bursaphelenchus xylophilus (pine wood nematode), 1408 nucleotides long. The record is from the annotation of a GenBank genome assembly. Lineage: Eukaryota; Metazoa; Nematoda; Chromadorea; Rhabditida; Aphelenchoididae.